AUGACAUCCCACCAAGAUCCAGAUAUCCCUAUGGCCAAUGCCCCAGAUGAGAUUAGGGAGUUCGUUAGACAACGAGAGUCUGAAAUGGGGCAGUUGUCCAUUCCCUCUAAGCCAAGGGUUGGAUUGCUUUCACAUACGGUAGUGCCUAGUCCAACCAUUCAAUGGAUCCUACCUGCACACCUGCGGAGUCAGCGACACAACGAUGUGGUCUUCGUCGGUGAUCGUCACAUACAGAUUCGAGAGGCCGUAUCAGGUAUCCAUUUGGAGGAUGUCACCUCGAAAUCUGACUUUGAUGCCCAAAUCAUGGCCGCGAAGGUGAUUAACGUGGGCACGGAACUGCCAUGGGAAACUCAGAUGAAACAGGGUGCUGGUCAUUUAGCCACGAACAAGCCUCAGGAUGAUUUGCCUCCCCAGGUUUUGGUCCUGAGCCUUGCCUCGAGAGAGCUUGUUUUUCUUUAUUAUUCGAUGGCUGGCGAGGGCCAAUUUGUCUGUUAUCGACGGCCUCUGCCCAACGAUGUCAACUUGUUCGAGCAGUUUGGGCGGAAUGUCGCCGUGGAGCCAAGGUCUCGUGCAAUAGCAGUCAGUGCCUCGUGCGAUUACUUCGGGAUCUUCAUGCUCAAAGAACCACCAGUUCUCCAGUCCCAGAUGACCAACAAUCAAUUGGAUCCAAUACUAGAGGAGCGGUUCUUCCAUGUCGACGGCGACAUACUAUUUAUGGAAUUCUUAUAUCCCAAAUCGGAAGGAGAGAACAAGAUCAUUCUGCUGCUCUUAAUUGCCCAAAAUCAAAUUACCCAUGCCAUCUGCUACGAGUGGGAUGCGAAUAUCUCUCUACGAAAUGCUUCACCACGGCUUACCCGGAGACUAUUACCGUUCGAGGACAGGCUUCCUACCAUGGUUAUCCCAUUGACCAAAACUUCGUCAUUUAUGCUCGUAACCCCUAGCUCGAUGGCGGUCUACAAGAACAGGCUGGAUCCUCGCAGGCAACCUAGCCGGUACCCUUUGCCUUUCUGUGAUAAGCAAGCCCAACGGUCACCUCUCUGGACUCGAUGGGCGAGACCUUUACGCAACUGGAUUUACAAUCAAAAACAUGACGAUAUUUACCUGUGCCGUGAGGAUGGAAGGAUCUUUUACCUUGAAAUUGGAAACGAGGGUGAGAUCGAGAACCAAACCUUCCUCGGAUUGCUUCACUGCGACGUGGAUGCGGCUUUUGAUACACUUGAUAUUGGGCAUGAGGGUGGUGAUCUUCUGCUAGCUGCAGGGAAUAUGGGCGAUGGUGGAUUAUUCGUGCAAAAAGCGCGGGACCACCCGCGAUGUGUCCAAAAGUUCAUGAAUUGGACCCCGGUGACAGAUUCUGUGGUCGUCAAGUCCACAGCUCAUUAUUCCUUGGCGACAGACGUUGCUAGCGACCGAUUAUUUGUAUGCUCUGCAUCCACAUUUGGGAAAGGUGCGGUCUCUGAGAUUCGAUAUGGAAUAGAGGCGCAAAUUGGCCUGGCAGUGGCGCUGGAGGGGCUGUCCAGCACAAGGGACAUAUGGACUAUGGCAGAUGAUGUAAACGGGGGCGUUUGUAUUCUGACCACUGAUCCAGUUUCAUCACUUCUGAUCUAUAUGCCCGCUGAUUUCGGUGAGGAGAUUUGCGCCGUCGACGAGGAAGAAUCGGGCUUGGACUUUUCCUGCCAAACUUUGGCGGCAGGCUGCACACAGUCUGGCGCCAUUGUUCAAGUAACUGAAAGAGCAGUGCGUCUUGGAACUGUUGCUGGAUUUCCGGGUGUCCGCCAUGAUUAUGGCCAGUCUGAGAGUGUUGCAGCUGCAGCUAUCAAUGAGUCGGCCGGGUUGGUUGCGACUGUUAUUCGCUCACAUAAGGGGUCACAACUUCACCUCAUUCGGAUAAACUCGGCGGAUAGCCAACAUCAGCUGUCUGGCACUGGUACACAGAUCGAUAUCAACCAUGAGCCGGUUUCUAUGUCCAUUGAGCGCCUUGGAUUUUCUUGCUUCGUUUUCAUAGGGACGGGUAGUGGAAAGUUGUUGAUCUACCGCGUUAUAGAGGACACGAUUACUCUCGUGACUGGUAUAGAUAUCAAUGUGGAAGAGAGUGUCGACAUUUCCAAGGCUAUUGAGAGCCUUGCGAUCAUAAGCAUUGCCACAGAUGACUCGUUAGAAAGGGUUAUUCUAUUCUGCGGUCUACGAAGUGGAAUCCUGGUUUCUUUCGGGGUAACUGUCGAUAACGACAACUUUAACUCGCCCAUCAGUGAGCCCUGCAUGAAGCAAGGAACCCCACAACGACUUGGGCACACCUCCGUCAAAGUGCAGAGCAAGGGAAAUGCUGCAUUACUGACAUGUGGAGAGGGCUUCUGGCAGGUCUCAUGUGUCGAAGAUGGAGAGCUACUUGAGUACACUCUUCAACGGGUUUGGAUCACUGACCAAAACAACCCUGCCUACUACCCAAAGACUAUCUACGGAUUUACGACUAGCAAUAUUGUCAAUCCGAAUAUGGAUGACGCUUUCAAUUCGCUGUUCUGCGUUGCAGAUGAACAAUUGUUUAUCUGUACACUGGACCGCGAGUCGAAGACAAUUCCGCGACGAAUCAAUCUUCCAGGAAGUGCCAACAGGCUGGCUUAUUCAAAACAUUUGAAGAGUCUGAUUGUGUCCUAUACCAAGACUGAACUUGAUACAAGCCUGGAUCCUGUCAAACGUUUCACGCGUCCGAUGGUUGAUUUUAUUGAUCCAGACUUCCAAGACUCAGCAAUCAGCUUGCCUAGCACGGAAGAAGUAUCCCAAACUUGGAGACCACAAGGAGCAGCUGGCGAGAAGAUCACUUGCAUUCUUGAAUGGACGCCUCGAAAGGGAGAUGAAGAAUACCAUCUUAUCGUUAUCGGGACGGCCCGCAAGAAUCAGCAGGAACGAGGCCGGGUCAUAUUUCUGCAGACGUCCCGGGAUACAUCUAAUCCGUCCCAAAUCGAAUGCUCUGUCAAAUAUGUGCACAAGUUCGAGGGGCCAGUAUAUGCCAUUACACCAUAUGGCCCAUUUACGUUGAUGGUCUCAUCUGGCCACGAGAUUAUCCCAUUGGAGCCCAAGUUCUCCCGGACACGAUGGGGUCGGGCUGCAAGGUACUCAACAGUAUCGCCUGCGAUCUCUAUAUCAGCACACGAGCCGUAUGUGUACCUAUCGACUGCAAGAGAGUCGCUUAUGGUGCUCAAGGCUUCUGAUGACAAAUUGAAUAUGUAUGCGUACGAUCGUCACCGGCAUGAUGGGCUAUCUCACGUCCACAUUGGCGGGCCACUGAACCUCACCGUUGCCAGUAGCAGAGGCGGCACUGUCAGCGUGUUAACAGAGAACGGAGUCACAGAAACAGACAAGAUGAUGCCACAUUCUCUAUGUGAGGCCCACCUUCCACUGUCUGUGAUGAAACUGAGUCUUGGUUCCAAGCUGUCUCCUCUGAACUCUUCUUCGCGAGUGCUCUACGGAAGCACAAUCAACGGCACCACAUACCGAUUCUUGACUCUGGGGGAGAAGGACUGGCGACUACUUCGUCUCCUGCAGAAUAUGUGCGAGAAGGACCCCCGUAUCUGCCCAUUUACGCCAAAACGCAAGCGUCUGCGCAACCCCGUGGAAAGCGAGUCUGUUGAGUCAUCUCCCUCCCGGAUGCAUGUUGACGGUGACAUUUUGAGUCGUUUGGUGGCCCGAGGUGCGAGAUAUCUGCACAGGAUGUUGGUCUCAAGGGAUCUGUACGACCCUUCUUCGCUUGAUACCGGUACUGCACAGGCUACCAUGGAACGAUUUUCUGUGUUGGCGGAGGAUGUUUUGGGGAGGUCAACGAACCAGGUCGAGGCGGUUAUGAAGUGGUUGAGGAACAUACUUCAUAUGCAAUUCUAG
Molecule: messenger RNA, 3870 nt
Organism: Aspergillus ruber CBS 135680
Lineage: Eukaryota; Fungi; Ascomycota; Eurotiomycetes; Eurotiales; Aspergillaceae
Gene: thtA
Product: protein thtA
Exons: 5
Coding region: 1-3870 (1289 amino acids)
Biological process (GO): mRNA splicing, via spliceosome
Cellular component (GO): U2 snRNP; nucleus
Molecular function (GO): U2 snRNA binding; protein binding
Source: RefSeq, a predicted model, not a curated record